Striga asiatica is the source of this 345-nucleotide messenger RNA. The record is from the annotation of a GenBank genome assembly. NCBI's taxonomy places the organism in Eukaryota, Viridiplantae, Streptophyta, Magnoliopsida, Lamiales, Orobanchaceae.
AUGGCGGCCUCCUUCACAAUCGAGAUGCCGGAGCUGCGAUUUCUUACCGAAUUGAAACACUCGGAUACUCAUUCAUUGCCAAACAAAGACGUCACUAGUCUCAAGCACAAACAACGGCCACGAUGGCCGAGCUGCACAACAAAGCCCCAAACCACCAACAUCACCACCAUCUGCGGGCCGAACCUACCACCGUUCGUGGGACGAACCUACAACCGUCCAUGGGCCGAACAGACCCAUCCGCCUCCACGGGCCAAAUCUACGACCGACCGCGGGUCGAACCGACCACCAUAUGCGGCCCGAACACGGAUCUUACAUCACAGACGGCCCGGUCGGAUCUCCCUAUGA